AUGGCCUCCCACCGCAUCGGCGCGCGCGUCGCGGGCCUCUCGCCAGCGCAGCUGUGCGCCAUCAUCGAGGCGCAGGCGGGCGCGAGCGACGCCGCGCUGCGCGUGGCGGAGGAGCACGCCGCUCGGCUCGUGGAGCAGCCCGAGUGGGUCCUCUCCGAGGUCCUCCUCUCGCCGGACCUCGCCCCGCACAUCCUCGCCCAGCUGCCGACCAAGGAGCACGCCGCCAAGGGGACGAGACGCUGA
Molecule: messenger RNA, 243 nt
Organism: Emiliania huxleyi CCMP1516
Lineage: Eukaryota; Haptophyta; Isochrysidales; Noelaerhabdaceae
Exons: 2
Coding region: 1-243 (80 amino acids)
Source: RefSeq, a predicted model, not a curated record